Messenger RNA from Alnus glutinosa, 2454 nucleotides. Its product is annotated as cytochrome P450 86A22. NCBI's taxonomy places the organism in Eukaryota, Viridiplantae, Streptophyta, Magnoliopsida, Fagales, Betulaceae. Gene Ontology annotation, molecular function: iron ion binding; monooxygenase activity; oxidoreductase activity, acting on paired donors, with incorporation or reduction of molecular oxygen. The coding region runs from base 578 to 2191 and encodes 537 amino acids. The record is from RefSeq and is a predicted model, not a curated record. The transcript has a single exon.
GAGAGAGAGAGAGACAGAGACACAGACAUUUCGCGAAAAAAGAAGAAGAAAAAAAAUACAGAGAGGUUUGUGGGUUUUUGAGUUUGGGUUAAUUCAAUUACAAUUAACAAAGAAAAAGAUUGUGGUUUGUGGUGGUGGUGGUAAUUUUAGCUCAAAGUCUCCAACAACCUAUACUCACAUUUAUGGCAGUGCUUUCAUAUACUGGUUGAGAAGGUCCACGGGAAGGAGAAAAAGCAAAACCAAUAACAAAAUUCAACAGCCUGGGCUUGCCUAGCCAUUAAUUGCUUUCUCUUUCAUUGCUCCCUUAUAAAGACUCCCUCAUUCUUCACUUGCUUCCACAUGUUCCAAGAACUAUUUCUUGGGUCGUCUCUUUCUUUCUCUAUAAGCCCAGAUUUCUCAUUUUGAUUAUAAAAUCUCAUCUGGGUUUUGUUCCUAUAGUCCGUUUUCAUCUGGGUUUUGUUCAGAUUUGACAUUUGCAGCCGUUUCUUUAUAGGCGCUGUUUUUGUGUUUUUGUAGCUCCGGUGGUUCACAGUGCAAUAAAAUCAACGGUAUUUGCUGAGUAGGGUGCUCCGAUCAGAUGGAAAUAGCAACGGCAUUGAUGGUCUUAUUUGCCGUCGCGGCGUACUUAUCGUGGUUCAGAGUAAUCUCGCGGUCCCUGAACGGACCGCGUGUCUGGCCCCUAUUGGGUAGUCUGCCCGGGCUCAUCGAACACAACAAUCGCUUGCAUGACUGGAUCACGGACAACCUUCGCGCGUGCGGAGGCACGUACCAGACUUGCACGUGUGCCCUCCCAUUCCUGUCGAAGAAGCAGGGGCUCGUGACUGUCACGUGCGACCCUAAGAAUGUGGAGCGCAUUUUGAAGGCCCGGUUCGAUAAUUACCCCAAGGGGCCUAAUUGGCAGGCUGUGUUCCAUGAUUUGCUUGGUAAUGGUAUCUUCAAUUCUGAUGGAGACACGUGGCUGUUCCAGCGAAAGACCGCCGCACUGGAAUUCACCACCCGGACACUGCGCCAAGCCAUGGCUCGGUGGGUGAGCAGGGCCAUCAAGCUUAGGUUUUGCCCUAUUCUCGAGAUGGCUCAGCUGGAAGCCAAGCCUGUUGAUCUUCAAGACCUCCUGCUUCGGCUCACUUUCGAUAACAUUUGCGGCUUGGCUUUCGGCAAGGACCCGCAAACCCUCUCUCCGGGGCUGCCGGAGAACGGCUUUGCCUUGGCUUUCGACCGUGCCACCGAAGCCACGCUCCAACGCUUUAUUUUGCCUGAGGUGGUGUGGAAGCUGAGGAAAUGGCUCCGGCUCGGAAUGGAAGUUAGCAUGAGCCACAGCCUACAACACAUCGACCGAUACCUAACCAACAUAAUUGCUACACGUAAGCAUGAGCUAGUGUUGAGUCAAGAGCUAGGUGCUGGUGGGACCCCACAUGACGACCUGCUGUCGAGGUUCAUGAAGAAAAAGGGGUCCUACUCUGACGAGUUCCUUCAACACGUGGUGCUCAACUUCAUCCUAGCUGGACGGGACACGUCAUCUGUCGCGCUGAGUUGGUUCUUUUGGUUGGUGAUUCAGAACCCUAGAGUGGAGGAGAAAAUCCUCAUCGAAAUCUGCACUGUCCUGACAAAGACACGUGGCAGCGACACAUCCAAGUGGGUGGAGGACCCACUAGAGUUCGAGGAAGUUGACCAAUUGAUAUACCUUAAGGCGGCAUUGUCUGAAACCCUAAGGCUUUACCCAUCGGUGCCUCAGGACUCAAAGCACGUUGUUGCCGAUGACAUUUUGCCUAGCGGGACUUUUGUGCCGGGAGGCUCAUCGAUCACAUAUUCAAUAUAUGCAAUGGGGCGCAUGGAGUCCAUUUGGGGUGAAGACUGCCUAGAAUUCAAACCUGAGAGAUGGGUAUCCCCAGAUGGCAAGAAAAUUGAGGUACAAGAUUCUUAUAGGUUUGUAGCUUUCAAUGCUGGUCCAAGAAUUUGCUUGGGGAAAGACUUGGCUUACUUGCAAAUGAAGUCGAUAGCCGCGGCGGUGCUGUUGCGACACCGGCUGACGGUGGUGCCCGGCCACCGGGUGGAGCAAAAGAUAUCGUUGACAUUGUUCAUGAAGUAUGGGCUCAAUCUUAAUGUGCACCCGAGGGACUUGGAGCCUAUUUUGGAGAAGAUUAGCACUGGAAAAAAUGCUUUCACUAACGGUAACUUUAAUGGGGUUGCUUAGUUUUGGGUGAGUUUGUGAAUAGGAUGAUGGAUGGAUGGAUGCAUAAGAGUAGUAUACUUUCUAAUUUCUUCUGUGAUUCAUCAUGACAUAUUCCUUCAAUCACUGAUGAAUUCAGUGGUGGAGCAUGGGCAGAUUAGUCAUGAGGGUAGGGUGUCUAUAUAUCAUGAUGUAUAAUUGACAAAGCUGUCAAGUUUGCUUGCAAGUUUUUAUAUGUAUAAUUUACUAUAUGGAGAAAGAAAAAAAAGAAAUAAUGUUAUAUCUAA